GACUGUCGAGCUGGUGAGACUGGUGACUGUUCACUGCUGUUAGUAUAGUAGCUAGCUACUGUAGCUUGAGACUGAGAAAAUUGAAUAAAAGAAUGGCAGAUAUAGUUACAGCUGGAGAACAACUGACUGUCAUAGAAUCAGUUCCUCUAUUAGAUCCAAUAGCUUCUAAUGUUGAUCUUCAACCAUCAGCCCCCAAUCUCAACCAGAGUGUUGAAAUUGUAGAAACACCUUAUGGUAACGUAACAGUCACACUACAAGGUGAUUCCAAGAAACCUGCCAUUGUUACUUAUCAUGAUGUUGGAAUGAAUCACAGCUCUUGUUUUAAUACGUUCAUGAGUGAUGAAAGUAUGACAGAACUAUUACCACUCUUCUACUGGAUACACAUUGAUGCACCAGGACAAGAAGACGGAGCAGUGACGUUUCCUGAUGAUUACGUUUACCCCACUGUGAAUGAGCUGGCAGAACAAGUCGCCAUAAUUGUUGAAUAUUUGCAUUUAAGUCAUUUCAUUGGGUUCGGUGUAGGAGCUGGAGCUAACAUAUUAACAAGAUAUGCCAUACUGAGUCCUGAUAGAGUACGGGGUCUAGUUCUUGUUGAUUUCUCAACUGAUUCCCUACACUGGGACAAUCUUUCUUACUAUACCAACAAACUUGCAGUUUGGUUAUUAAAGACAAACAAGCUUCCAGAAAAAGUUGAAAAUUAUCUCAGGAGUCAUUCAUUCACCACUAACUCCAAGUCUGAUCAAAGUGAUGUUUCUGCUACUUAUCAUCACUACUAUCAGAAGCAAAACACUGAUAAUGUCCGCCUUCUCUUAGACUCUUACUCAAGGCGAUCAGCAAUUUACACUGAUAUGGUGGAAGAAACGGUUGCACAGAGCCCUUGUCAGUGGCUUUUCAUAAUGAGUCAGCCACAAGCGGAAAAUAAUGUGUCUGAAUUCAAAGGAUUGCUGGAUCCAACUAAGUGCACUGUUCUUGAACUGUAUGAGACUAAUCAGCUAGUACUGGAGGAACAGCCUCAGAAAGUGGCUACCAGUUUCCGUUUGUUUCUCCAGGGACUAGGCCAUGCCGUUACACUUGGAGUGAGGCAGAGACUCUCUUCAGGAUCAACUGAUCUUAAAGGCGUGACUGUCACCACUCAGCAAGAAUAACUGAGCCAGAGGCAUAUAUCAUUAUCUUAUAACACUGAUUUCAAUAACAUAUACCGGUAUAUUGUUUAUUACUCCUGCUGUGAAGUAUUAUUGUAUAUUGUUAUAACUCAUUACUCUAUUUGUAUAGUCACUAA
This is a messenger RNA of Amphimedon queenslandica, 1279 nucleotides long. RefSeq names its product protein NDRG1-like. Lineage: Eukaryota; Metazoa; Porifera; Demospongiae; Haplosclerida; Niphatidae. The transcript has 14 exons. The record is from RefSeq and is a predicted model, not a curated record. The coding region runs from base 93 to 1145 and encodes 350 amino acids.